Molecule: messenger RNA, 2327 nt
Organism: Leptopilina boulardi
Lineage: Eukaryota; Metazoa; Arthropoda; Insecta; Hymenoptera; Figitidae
Product: coiled-coil domain-containing protein 22
Exons: 7
Coding region: 106-1860 (584 amino acids)
Biological process (GO): positive regulation of ubiquitin-dependent protein catabolic process
Molecular function (GO): cullin family protein binding
Source: RefSeq, a predicted model, not a curated record
UACCAUCAAGUUCAGUGGUGAAAAAAUACAGGUGAAUACAGGUUAGAAAUUAUCCAUAGAAUUAAUAAUCAAGUUUUAAUUUAAGAGUUUUCGCACUUUUUACAUAUGAUGAUGGAGGAAGUUGACAAUAUCAUUAUUCACUCGUUGCGUCAAAUAGGCUGUGAUAUCGAAGAAAGCAUAACGAAUUUAGGAAGCUUUAAUACUGAAUUAAUUGUAGAGGCAACUGUAAGAUGUUUAGAUAUAAUAAGACCUGGUCUUGGUUUAUCAGCAGUGUUGCCAAUGAACAUGGCAGCACGAUUUCGAUUAGGAGCUUCUUUGGCACAGGCUUGUUCGGAAAUUGGAUACAGAGGUGACAUAGGAUAUCAAACUUUUCUCUACAGUUCCGAAGCCGAUUUACGGCGUGUAUUAAUGUUCCUCAUUGAAAGAUUGCCAAAGGAAAGCGACAAUACUGUUAACGAACCAACAAGUAAAAUCGCCUUAUUGGAAAAGUCUCUUGCCGCGACAAUAUCACAAGACUUUCAAUCAUCAUGGAUCUCUGAUUUAUCACAAGAGCGUGAAAGAUUCACUGGAAGAACGAAAGCACCUUUUAGAACUGUACCAAUUGAUGUAGAUUCAAAAGAAAAAGGAGAAGAAUAUCGAGAUUAUUAUAUUCAUUAUCAAAAAUCAGUGCCUGAGCAAAUGCCGAGUCCUUUCAGUCUCUUACCCUCUGUCUUAUCGCAUAAUGCAAAGUCAACGAAUAUUUUGCCAACAAAUAUAAUUGAAAGGCUAGAUUGGCUCAAUUCUCAGCAAGAAGAAAAGUCGUCAAGUUCAAAUUUCGGCAGCAUUCAUGCCUUAAAUAGAUUUGCUUCCAGUGAAAAGACUGAAAGUCCUCAAAUCGAAACACAACAAAUAGAGGAACAAAAAGCUUCGAGUGUUGCAAUAUCGAAGAAACCUUCGAUAGAUAAAUUAGACAAUAGUGGUCAGGACACGAUAAAAAGACUAACUUUAGAAUGUGAAAGUUUACGAAAUGAAAUUGAGGAUAUUCAAGUGGAGAGUAAAAAGCUUAGUGGAAAAUUUGCGCAUGUGACAAUCGUCGAGCAAAGUGAGGAGAAAGAACUCACAGCUCUUGAAAAGCAAAGAAAAAUAAAAGCAAAAACAUACGACUUAUUAGAAAAUGGAGAUGAAAAUAUUCAAAAAUUAAAGGAGGCAAUUGAAGCAAAUUCAAAUAAACUCAUUGGAUUAGUUAGUCAAUGGGAAAAGCAUAGAUUGCCCCUCAUUCAAAAAUAUCGUGAAGAAAUGGAGAAACAUUCAUCGAAAGCUAGUGCGAGUCAAAGAAAACUCGAUGAAUUGAAAGGUUUGAAGGAGAAAGAAAAGGAAUUGACGGAGGAGAGUCGAAAUAAAGAUCAGCAGUAUUCUCAGUUAAUAGCGGACGUACAAAAACUUCCAAAAGAGGUUAAUAGAUCAGCUUACACUCAAAGAAUUUUGGAGAUAAUCAAUAAUGUUCGCAAACAAAAAGACGAGAUUGAUAAAGUGCUUGCGGAUACGCGAAGCAUUCAGAAAGAGAUUAACACAUUAACGGGAAGAUUGGAAAGAUCUUUCACGAUUGUUGACGAGUUGAUAUUCCGAGAUGCAAGAACCAACGAGGCGUCUAGAAAAGCAUACAAAUUGCUCGCCACUUUACAUUCAGAUUGUAGUGAACUCGUUAAUCUUGUCGAAGAAACCGGUGCUUCAGUUCGAGAAAUUAGGGACCUUGAAGAACAGAUUGACUCGGAAUCAACGAAAAAUGUUGGUGCUAAUUUAGAACGAAUAACAGCCGAUUUAAUGCAAAUGAAGCAGGAGACGGCGAUUUUAACGACACAACUUCAAAAUAAAAAUUCGUGAUCGUUUCACUUUCUUUUGCUUUGUGCUUCAAAGAAAACGACCAAGCCAUACCGAUUGUGCCUUAUUGGCACUCGGAAUUUUGAGUUUUAUAACUCGGAAGAGCUCAAAGAGAAACUCGAUCGAGGAGCCUAAUUUUUUAAAAGUGAAAAAUUCUUUUAUAUACACAAUUGAAAAAAUGGAUUUUUCCUCGAGUUGUCCAUGACGACGAAGUUAAAACUCACAGAUAAAAAAAAAAAAGCCGUUGAGUGAAAACGAGGAAAUUUUUCUGUCCGACAGCGAAUUUAAUGUACAAAAAGUCGGGAUUUUGUAACUUAUCCUGUCAAGAUUAAAAAAAAAAAAAAACGAGAAGACUUAUUGGUUUUUGUUUUUUAAACAAACAAAAAAGUGAAUUAAUUUCAAAAAAAAAUAAUUAUUAAACAAAACAUGUUUGAGAAAUUAAACAAGAAAUUAUAUUUACGUUCAUCUUA